Molecule: messenger RNA, 2138 nt
Organism: Bufo bufo (common toad)
Lineage: Eukaryota; Metazoa; Chordata; Amphibia; Anura; Bufonidae
Product: cholesterol 24-hydroxylase-like
Exons: 15
Coding region: 628-2136 (502 amino acids)
Biological process (GO): cholesterol catabolic process
Molecular function (GO): heme binding; cholesterol 24-hydroxylase activity; iron ion binding
Source: RefSeq, a predicted model, not a curated record
UGCUCAGACCAGUUAGCUACGGUAACUAGAACAGUCCACACCUGGAAUACAGAAAUUUUAAAUAUAUUAUGGUUUGCUGACUGUUGUGAAUUGCAGCUUCUCCUCGGAUUUCCGCACUGCUGGUGAGAGUGGUAUAAAUACCGGCUUUAACUACAAAUGAACAAAAUUGUGAUGACACGUUAAUGGUGUAAACUGGUGAGGUUAACCAUCAGCAGGCUUUUUACACAUUCAGGAUAAGACUGGGUUCUUAGGGCCUACCAGAGGAAAUCAUCAUCAAUAAAGUCUAAUUGGUUUUGAUUUAAAGAAAUACAUCAUAGUGGCAAGUUACUGUUUUCAAAGACAACUCCAAAUCAUUUUUUUUUUCUCCUGGAUCUUUGGGGCCCACUAUGUUAGCAGAUAUGGUAUCUGGUGGGCCAGUCCGAUGCUUUACACAUGGCAGUCUUUAGUAUAUGAUACACCGACUUCACCAAUGCAUAAGGCCUCAGCCAAAGAAUGUGAUAAGCGCCUCCUUGUGCUCCUGGAGGAGGGAGGGACGCUGUGACUUAUUGUGCAGCCUGCCUCUUGCUUUGUGUCUCAGUAGAUGUCACAAGCUGCAGCCCCUGACCUGUGCUGAUACAAGAAGAAAACAUGGGGUUGUGGACUUUUAUGACUGCGGCUCUUAUUCUGCUCCUGAUCCUGGUUGUCCUCUGUUUCCUUCUUUACUGUGGAUACAUCUACUACAUACAUAUGAAGUAUGACCACAUCCCUGGUUCCCCCAGAGACAGUUUUCUCUUUGGACACUCACCAACAAUAAUGAAGCUGAUGAAGAAUAAUAUGGUUAUGUAUGACACCUUCCUGGAAUGGGUUGAGAAGUACGGUCCAGUGGUACGUGUUAAUAUGUUACACGGUACAUUUGUCAUUGUUAUCAGUCCAGAAUGGGUUAAGGAAUUCUUGAUGUCACCAAAAUAUGCCAAAGAUAAAUUCUAUGAACGUGUUGAAACUUUGUUUGGAACAAGGUUCCUGGGAAAGGGUUUAGUGACAGAUCGAGACUAUGACCACUGGCACAAACAGAGGAGGAUGAUGGAUCCAGCAUUCAGCAGAACCUAUCUGAUCGGAUUAAUGGGAACGUUCAAUGAAACAGCAGAAGACCUGAUGGACAUACUGGGAGAUAAGGCAGAUGGAAAAUGUCAGGUUGGGAUGCACGAUAUGAUGGGUAGGGUCACACUGGACGUCAUAGCCAAGGCUGCUUUUGGGAUGGAGCUGAACUCCCUUCACGAUGAUCAGACACCAUUCACCAAAGCCAUCACAACUGUAAUGAGAGGAAUGGUUGAGACACGGAAUCCUUUAGUGCAGUAUAUGCCAGGAAAGCAGGCUUUUAUCAGAGAAGUCAAAGAGAGUGUCAAACUCCUCAGGGAAACCGGACGAGAAUGUAUUUUACAAAGAAGGAAGGCGAUUCAGGAUGGAGAAGACAUUCCUAUGGAUAUCCUCACACAGAUCCUUAAAGGAGCCGAGAUAGAAGAUGGCUGCAGUCUAGAGAAUUUAAUAGAUAAUUUUGUCACAUUCUUUGUUGCAGGUCAAGAAACAACGGCCAACCAGUUAUCCUUCGCUGUGAUGGAAUUAGCACGAAACCCGGAGAUCCUGACAAGAGUCCAGACUGAAGUGGAUGAAGUUCUUGGCUCCAAAAGAGACAUUGAAUAUGAAGAUCUUGGAAAACUACAGUAUCUGUCCCAGGUCUUAAAGGAAACCUUAAGGUUGUACCCAAUAGCCCCUGGGACAUCAAGAGUCCUAGAGAAGGAAAUGGUCAUCGAAGGGGUGAGGAUUCCUCCUGGAACAACUCUUAUGUUAAAUACUUACAUCAUGGGUCGGAUGGAGAAAUAUUAUCAAGAUCCCUUGGUCUUCAAUCCUGACAGAUUUCACCCUGAUGCUCCUAAGCCUAGCUAUGCCUACUUUCCAUUUUCUCUUGGACCACGAUCAUGUAUUGGGCAAGUAUUUGCUCAGAUGGAGGCAAAGGUUGUCAUGGCCAAGCUCCUGCAAAGAUUUGAGUUUGAGCUGGUGGAAGGACAGAGCUUCAGGAUCUUGGACACUGGGACCCUGCGUCCUAUGGAUGGUGUGAUCUGCAGACUGAGACCCCGAGCAGAGCACAAAUCCAGAAAAUAAAA